UAUUCCUGUUGGAACAAGGGAAAGAGCCAUGGAUGGUGAAGACAGAGCUGAUGGACAGUUUGUCCACAGGCUGGGAGUCUGUAUGUGAGACUGAAGAACUAAUCCCAAAGCAGGAACUCUAUGAAGAACAGUCAUCCGGAAAGACAGUCGAAGAACUUAGAAGUCUUGGCCUGGAGUAUCCCAGUUUGGUGGGAGGAUGGAGCUGGGGACAUCAUUUCAAGAGGCAAUUUGGGAAUUUAAAGGCUUGUCUCAAGGAAGAGAACAUCGCUUUUGGAGCUUUCAUUGAUAACAGGUCUUGGGGAAGUUUCCGCCAGAACACCUUACUUGGUACACGACAGGCAAGCCCAGAGGAAGAGAAGGUGUACAAAGAAGGCACACACCAGAAGAGCUGGAGCAAAAGCUUGAAGCCUCUUAAGCCCCAGAGCGUCUGCACAGAGAGGAAACUUCUGAAAUGCAGCGGCUGUGAGAAGGCUUUUAGCCAGAGCUCAUCCCUUACUCUUCAUCAGAGAAUCCACACUGGAGAGAAACCCUAUGCCUGCAGAGACUGUGGGAAAGCCUUCAGCCAGAGAUCCAACCUUGUCCAGCAUCACAGGAUCCACACCGGAGAGAAACCCUACGCGUGUAAGGAGUGUGGGAAGGCCUUCAGCCAGAACGCACAUCUAGUUCAGCACCUGCGAGUUCACACCGGAGAAAAGCCUUACGGCUGUAAGGUGUGCGGGAAGGCCUUCAGCCAGUUUGCCUACCUCGCUCAGCACCAGAGAGUUCACACUGGAGAGAAGCCCUAUGAAUGUAUCGAAUGUGGGAAAGCUUUUAGCAAUAGGUCAUCCGUUGCUCAACACCAGAGAGUUCACACCGGAGAGAAACCUUAUGAGUGCAGGGUCUGUGGGAAAGCCUUUAGCCUUCGUGCAUAUCUUACUGUGCAUCAGAGAAUUCACACAGGGGAGAGGCCCUAUGAAUGUAAGGAGUGUGGGAAGGCCUUCAGCCAAAACUCCCACCUCGCUCAACAUCAGAGAAUUCAUACCGGAGAAAAACCAUAUAAGUGCCAGCAAUGUAGGAAGGCCUUCAGCCAUAUGGCCUACCUCGCUCAGCAUCAGCGAGUUCACACCGGGGAGAAGCCCUACGAGUGUGUUAAGUGUGGGAAGGCCUUCAGCAAUGACUCAUCCCUUACUCAGCACCAGAGAGUUCACACCGGGGAGAAGCCCUAUGAGUGUGACGUGUGUGGGAAGGCCUUCGGUUACUGUGGCUCCCUUGUCCAACACCAGAGAAUCCACACAGGAGAGAGACCCUACGAGUGUAAGGAGUGCAAGAAAACCUUCAGGCAGCACGCACAUCUCGCUCACCACCAGAGAAUUCACGACGUCGGGGAGUCACACUUACCACCCAAUCCCAGCAACCACCAAGUCCUAUAA
Grammomys surdaster is the source of this 1409-nucleotide messenger RNA. RefSeq names its product zinc finger protein 570 (gene Znf570). The transcript is spliced from 2 exons. Gene Ontology annotation, biological process: regulation of transcription by RNA polymerase II. Gene Ontology annotation, molecular function: DNA-binding transcription activator activity, RNA polymerase II-specific; RNA polymerase II cis-regulatory region sequence-specific DNA binding. Bases 33 to 1409 code for a protein of 458 amino acids. NCBI's taxonomy places the organism in Eukaryota, Metazoa, Chordata, Mammalia, Rodentia, Muridae. Gene Ontology annotation, cellular component: nucleus. The record is from RefSeq and is a predicted model, not a curated record.